AAAUGCUCUCUCACGUUACACUUUAUAAGAACGGGGACCUGUUUAAUACGCGAAAACUCCUCUACUCUACAACUCAUGGUUCCUAAGAAUGAGAGACAUUUAAGUUUACUCUUGAUAUGUACGACUGGAUGCUCGGUAAAUAUUCAGUAUACGUCUAGGUUUCACAUUUACUUUACAGCUAACAUCAAACAAGCAUGUCUAUGUUUGAUUUCUUCAUGUUUGAUUAGCAUUUGGAGUGUAUUAAAAGGGUGGCUUCCAUACUUCCAGUUUUACUGGUUUUCCAAACUGUGAGUAAAUGUAAUAAGCCUUUAUUCCUUCAUUUAUUAGAAAAAAAAGGUGCUAAGCAUACUCUGUGUAACACUUUGAAUGUGAAAUUCAAAGGACUGGGCAAACUUGAUAAAGCUAAUGGUAGAUAAGUGCAGUAAUGCUGCUGGGGUGAGUUUGCUUAAGGCAGCCACCAUGGCAUGAGCUGUGUAAACAAAAAGAAAGAUGGUUACAUAGAUACAUUUUUAUUUAUUUAUUUAUUUGACAAUGAUUUCAUUCCUUACAGCUUUUGCACACACACACACACACACACCUCAUUUGCCCAAAUCAUUCAAAUUUAUAACCGUUUCCUCGUGCGCCCCCCCGACACACGCGCGCGCCCCUGGCAAGCUACGGGACACCUCCCAAACCUCCUCGUGGAGUCAGAAUAAGUGUGCCAACUAUGAUAUCUGUACUGAAGAGUACUAUGUUAUUACACUAUUUAGCUGGGCAAUAUGCGGAUUCGGAUGGUUCCGCAGAUCUCUGCGCUCAUUGGUGGAAUCAAUGCUACGUGGACAUAAGACAGAAACAGGUAGCGCGCGCAUGUGACCGUUACCGCUUCAUUUCGUUAAGGAAAACGGUGACCGGUGGCUUAAAGCUCUCUGGUCUGAGAAAAAAACAACACUAACGAGCGUCUUAUGAGUGCUCUUCAUUAACUUUGGCUGUCAGAAGACUUUUGCAGCAGUUGUAUAGUAUACAAUUCAGCUUCACGGGCCUGCACGGUGGUGUGGGUGAUUUAAGCAUGAAGUCUAAAGGAAAGGGCUCAAAGAGGAGUAAGCAUUCAUGGGCUGAGCAGGAGCAUGCUGACCUGCAGCUGGACGUAGAGCCUGGCUCAAGUGAACAGGAAGGAUCUGAGGCCUCUCUGCCACUUGGGGCUUCGUGGCGGGCAUCAGGAAUCGAAGGCCAUGUCAGAACGAGAAUGGGCACAAGGCGUCGCCGAUGCCAACACAGCAGCGCCAAGGAGCGUAACAUGCGCCGGCUGGAAAGCAACGAGAGAGAGCGGCAGAGGAUGCACAAUCUGAACAAUGCUUUUCAGGCCCUGCGGGAGGCCAUUCCACAUGUUCGUAUGGACAAAAAGCUCUCCAAGAUUGAGACUCUGACACUGGCCAAGAACUACAUCAAAGCCUUAACCACCAUCAUCCUGGGCAUGUCGGGUGCCCGCCUGCCUCACGUGGAUGCUCAGCAGCACCCGGAGGAUGAGAGCCACAAGGAUCUUUCCAAGUACCUGGACCACAUCCGCAGCCUAAGCCACAGCAGCUAACGCCACGGUUGCAUCCAGACCACUGGAACGUACUAGUGAGACUGUGCAGUUCACCACGAAAGAGACACAGUGCUGGCUGCCAGUGCGGAACUUGAGACUGAAAAUUUGGGCUCCGAGAUGGACUUACAGAGGAAGCAAAAGUCCAAUUUUGGUUUGAAAGAUUAUUUUGUGUUAAAUAGUCUUCAAUGCUGAACUGUAUCCAUUCCCACUGUGCCAUAAUGAGACAGACAUCAUUCGGGGGCCAAUUAAAAAAGAAAAAAAAAAAGAACUGGCAAUUAGAGACAAUGUAAUGUAAUAACACACAUAGUGAACUCUAGCCCUUGUCUACAGUGAUGGGGAUCUUGAUACAGUAAUGAAGAAAACCUUAAGGAGUAUUUGAAGUCACAUUUAUUGAAAGGGCAUAGGUCAUGCAUACAUUAACACUGGGGAGUGUUUAAAUGUACUUAACAAACACGGUUCAUUUGUUGUCCCAUAGUAUAGCUUUUUACAGGAGGUAAAAAUCUCCAAAGCCUAUCAGACAUAUUUCAUUGCGAGAUGUCGACAGAAAUAUGGUGCAAACCUGUACAAGCCUUUUCUUUUUAUUGACAUAAAAUUUCCCAGCAACAACA
Molecule: messenger RNA, 2172 nt
Organism: Hemibagrus wyckioides
Lineage: Eukaryota; Metazoa; Chordata; Actinopteri; Siluriformes; Bagridae
Gene: bhlha15
Product: basic helix-loop-helix family, member a15
Exons: 2
Coding region: 1046-1564 (172 amino acids)
Molecular function (GO): protein dimerization activity
Source: RefSeq, a predicted model, not a curated record